Molecule: messenger RNA, 3152 nt
Organism: Toxoplasma gondii ME49
Lineage: Eukaryota; Apicomplexa; Conoidasida; Eucoccidiorida; Sarcocystidae
Product: coronin, putative
Exons: 18
Coding region: 589-2454 (621 amino acids)
Biological process (GO): actin filament organization
Molecular function (GO): actin filament binding
Source: RefSeq, a predicted model, not a curated record
CCAAUGCUGUACUUUAUUCAGAAGAGAGAUGUUUGCCCAGUUCCUUUUUUUUCUGUGUAGUGUCUUCCCUGCGCGUUCUGCAGCGCUCCCUCGUCUCCAACCGCUGUCGGAUUGGCUUGUCCUUUUGCCGACAGCGUCGCGCCAGCAGUCGAUUUUUUCGUUUUUUUCCCGUGUGUCACCGCUUUCUCAUGUUUGCAAUCGGACAGCUGUACAGGGGGAUCUCUGUUCCACGCAGGGUGUCGACAAGUGAGGAACGACAUUCCGACAUUCGAAUCUGUAGAUUUCGUGGUGUCCCGUCUCUCUUCGGUGUAGCGCCGUUGAAGCAGCUGUGCGGAAGCCCUCACAAGGUUUCCAAGCGAAGUUGCCAUGCACAUGUGCAUCGAAAGCGACAUUUCUUUCGUUUUUUUUCAGUUCCACAAUCCCGUGUUAUCCGUCCCCUAAGAAUCUCUCUGAGGACUCUUGAGGGCGAUUUCUGCUAAUGCGCUGACGACGACUGCGGUAACGUAAACCCGUCGAUCUCUGCCGACGAGGCCUCUGUCCACAGUCUUCUUUUUUCGUUUUCUUCCCCCUGUUUUCUUUUGCCGCAAAAUGGCUGACGCGGUCGACGUUCCCCUGAUCAAGAACCUCUACGCUGAGGCGUGGAAGCAGCAGUACUCUGAUCUUCGGCUGUCGACUAAACAGACCGAGUCGUGCGGCCUCGCCGCAAACACCGAGUACAUUGCGGCACCCUGGGAUGUUGGUGGUGGUGGUGUCUUGGGGAUUCUGCGUCUCGCGGAUAUUGGACGGAAUCCAGCGGUGGCCAAGAUCAAAGGUCACACAGCUUCCAUUCAAGACACAAAUUUCAGUCCUUUCCACCGCGACAUUCUUGCGACGGCAUGCGAAGACACGAUCGUUCGCAUCUGGCAACUGCCUGAGGAAGUCACGGGGACAACUGAACUGAAAGAGCCGAUCGCGACCCUAACCGGAGCGCUGAAGAAGGUUCUUUCUGCCGAAUGGAAUCCCGCAGUCUCUGGAAUCCUUGCGAGCGGCUGCUUUGACGGCACAGUCGCUUUUUGGAAUGUGGAAAAAAAUGAGAAUUUUGCAUCGGUGAAGUUCCAGGAGUCUCUCCUCAGCGCCAAGUGGAGCUGGAAAGGAGACUUGCUUGCAUGCACGACGAAGGACAAGGCACUGAACAUCGUUGAUCCCCGAGCUGCGCAGGUCGUCGGCUCCGUCGCAUGUCACGAUGGAUCGAAGGCAUGCAAGUGCACUUGGAUUGACGGCCUCGCUGGCAGAGACGGACAUGUUUUCACCACUGGAUUUGGCAAGAUGCAAGAAAGGGAAAUGGCUAUCUGGGACACAAGAAAGUUCGACAAACCAGUCUACCACGCAGAAAUUGACCGCGGUUCCUCUCCCCUGUAUCCGAUUUUCGACGAGACAACUGGCAUGCUCUACGUCUGCGGCAAGGGUGACUCUUCAUGCCGGUAUUACCAGUACCACGGGGGCACCUUGCGAUCGGUCGACGCCUACAGAUCCAGCGUUCCCAUCAAGAACUUUUGCUUCAUUCCCAAGCUGGCUGUCGACCAAAUGCGUGCAGAGAUCGGCCGCAUGCUGAAGCAGGAAAACGGCAAUGUUCUCCAGCCGAUCUCGUUCAUCGUCCCCAGAAAAAAUCAGGAUGUCUUCCAAGCCGAUCUGUACCCUCCUGCUCCCGAUGUUGAACCUUCCAUGACCGCCGAGGAAUGGUUCAAGGGCGAGAACAAGGCGAUUCGAAGGCGAUCGGUGAAACCCGGCGACGUCGUCUCUGCCCAGCCAAGACGCAUGACAGUCGACACUGCGUGUGUCGCCGCUGUCGCGCAAGCACACGGUGCCGCUGCAGAUUCGCAGGCUCUCCAAGAACUGCAGUCAGAGGUCGCAUCUUUGAAGGCGCAGUUGACGGAGUUGGACCGCCUGCGCAAAGAGAACGAAGAGCUGAAGGCGAAUGGCGGGGAUACUGCGGCGCUGCUCCAAGAAAAUCAGGAGUUGAAGGCGAAUGCCCAAGAGCUUGAAACACUGCGGAAAGAGAACGCGGAGUUGAAGGCGAAGAUAAAAGAGCUGUCGGCGCAAUCCGCCAUGGCAGUGCCAAGUACCUCGGAAGACCCUCAACUGAAAAUGAGAGUGUCGGAGUUGGCGGAGGCUCUGAGCAACGAAAAGUCGACAACGGCGCAGUUAGAAGCACGAUUGAGAGAUCUGGAAGGUCGUUUUAUUUCUGCGGCGAAGAGCCAGAAGGCGGCAGAACAAGAAGCAGAGACUCUCAAGGAGCGGGUGCAGGAACUGGAGGCGAAAAACCGAGAACUGAAGACUCAGAUGGAGCAGGCUCACGGCACUCUCCACCGCGCUGCAACUCUCUCAGGUCUCGACAGCGACAUGAAAAACGAGCUGAACGAGAUGCGAGAUUUCUUUCGGGACAUUCUUCACCAGGCUCAGGACGAAGCCGCUUGAGCAGCGUUUGCUCGUCGCGUCCGAUUUCGCCUUUUUCAGAUCUGCAUGCGCGCGCAGCCGACUCUGAAAGAACGCGUGGUGCCGUCUGACAUUUUGUGUUGUGUGUCUCCUUCUCAACUGCGUCCACGGAAAAAACUGUCAACGCUUUCUCUAAAAUUCCACUUGACAGUGAUCGAGACCUACAUACCCAUGUAUCUCCAUGUGUAAUUAUAUAUAAAUACAAAUAUAUAUAUAUAUAUAUAUAUAUAUAUAUAUAUAAGUAAACAUGUAUAUAUGUAUAUAUAGUAUAGUAUAUAUGGGCAUGCAUGCUUGGAGAUAUAUUGGUAUGUACGCGGCAGGUGGAUGCGUGGUUUUCUCGAUUUCUGAGCGUCUGGUGAGGUUUAUGUACGGCGCGACUGCCGGUCUGGAUUCCUGCAUUUGUCUUGCAUUUGUUGUGCAACUUUCUCGAUUCAAAAUACUAUCUGUGAAAACAUCGUUCUAAACUCUCGUUUUUCUUGCGUUCCGAAACCGCUGUCGCAGUCCUCGAAGAAAAAGUCGACAGGGACCCCUCGAGGAUCGUUGAGAGGAUUCCAAAAGACUCAUGAUGCACUUGUCUCCACUUAUCCAAAAAACUGCAUUCAAUUCCCUUAACCACAAGCACACAGCUGGAUAUACAUGUUUUAGUGUAGAUAUAGUUACAUAUCUGGUUGUAUGCAUAU